AUGAACCAGCAGUUGCUGAAGUUGGAGAACUUGCUCCGAUGUCACACUGUCUGUAGACAGCUGCACAGCCUGGGUCAAAGGAGAACCUCAGGGCGAUGGCGGCGUGUGUUCGCAUCUGCUUCCCCAGGGCGGCCAGCUGAGCGGUGCACCGGGCCCCGGCACACAGACUCACUCUUCGGAGCCGCUUUCUCUCAAUAUAGGCUUCUGGUCACCAAGAAGGAAGUAAGGCCGCGGAAGUCUCAGUUAUCUUCAACAAAAUCCAAAAAGGAGGUGGAGGUAUGGAUUGGCAUGACUGUUGAGGAGCUGGCUAGAGCAAUGGGAAAGGACACAGAUUUUAUAUAUGAAGCUUUAUUAAACACUACUAUGGACAUAGAUUCACUAGAAGCAGACUCACAGUUAGAUGAAGUCUGGGUCAAAGAAGUGAUAAAGAAGGCAGGAAUGAAGUUAAAGUGGAGCAAACUAAAAGAGGACAAAGUCAGAGAAAAUAAAGAUGCCGUGAGAAGGCCCCAGGCAGACCCAGCUUUAUUAACCCCAAGGUCCCCAGUGGUAACUAUAAUGGGCCAUGUUGAUCAUGGGAAAACGACGUUACUUGACAAACUGCGAAAAACUCAAGUGGCAGCGAUGGAAGCCGGAGGCAUCACUCAGCACAUCGGUGCCUUUCUUGUCUCUCUGCCUUCUGGGGAGAAGAUAACCUUUCUCGAUACUCCAGGACAUGCUGCGUUCUCAGCGAUGAGAGCCAGGGGUGCUCAGGUCACCGACAUUAUCAUACUGGUUGUAGCUGCAGAUGAUGGAGUGAUGAAACAAACGGUGGAAUCCAUUCAGCAUGCCAAAGAUGCUCAAGUGCCUAUUGUCCUUGCCAUCAACAAAUGUGACAAAGCUGAGGCUGAUCCUGAGAAAGUGAAGAAAGAACUGCUAGCUUACGAUGUGGUGUGUGAAGACUACGGGGGUGAUGUACAGGCCGUGCAUGUCUCUGCACUUACGGGGGAUAACUUGAUGGCUUUGGCAGAGGCAACGAUUACUCUUGCAGAAAUAUUAGAAUUGAAAGCAGACCCCACAGGUCCAGUGGAAGGAACAGUUAUAGAAUCUUUCACAGACAAAGGAAGAGGUCCUGUUACUACAGCAAUAAUUCAAAGAGGAACAUUGAGAAAAGGCUCAAUUCUGGUUGCUGGGAAGAGUUGGGCAAAAGUACGCUUAAUGUUUGAUGAAAAUGGAAAACCAGUUAAUGAGGCCUACCCCAGCAUGCCCGUGGGAAUUAUCGGCUGGCGAGACCUUCCUUCUGCAGGAGAUGAGAUUCUUGAAGUAGAAUCUGAGGCAAGGGCACAUGAAGUUAUUGACUGGAGGAAGUAUGAGCAGGAGCAGAAGAAAAGUAAAGAGGCCCUGGAAACGGUAGAAGAAAAGCGAAAGGAACACCAGGAGGCGCACCGGAAGGACCGGGAGAAGUAUGGCAAUUUGCACUGGAAGGAGAGAUCGUUUAUAAAAUACCAAGAAAGAAAAAACCAAAAAUUAUUAAGGCCAAAAGAGAAAGUAGAAAGAGAUUCAAAUAUGCUUCCUAUAAUUAUUAAAGGUGAUGUUGAUGGUUCCGUUGAGACCAUUUUGAACAUUGUGGAUACCUAUGAUGCUUCACAUGAGUGUGAACUUGAGUUAGUACAUUUUGGUGUGGGUGAUAUUAGUGAAAAUGAUGUUAACCUUGCUGAAGCAUUUCAUGGUGUUAUAUAUGGCUUCAAUGUGAACACAAGCAAAGUUAUCCAGGAGACAGCUACAAAGAAAGGAAUAAAAAUUAAACUUCACAAAAUCAUUUACCGUCUUGUUGAAGAUUUGCAGGAAGAAUUGAACAGCAGAUUGCCCUCCAUUGUGGAAGAACACACAGUAGGUGAAGCUUCUAUACUAGCUACCUUUUCCAUAACAGAAGGGAAGAAAAAAAUUCCUGUGGCUGGCUGCAGAGUCCAAAAAGGACAGCUAGAAAAGCAAAAAAAAUUUAAGUUAAUCCGAAACGGAGGUAUUAUUUGGAAGGGUUCAUUAACUUCCCUGAAACACCACAAAGAUGACGUUUCAGUCAUCAAAACUGGAAUGGAUUGUGGUCUCAGUUUGGAUGAAGAAAUGAUAGAAUUUAAAGUGGGAGAUAAAAUUGUCUGUUAUGAAGAAAAUGAAGUUCCAGCAAAGACUUCUUGGGACCCAGGAUUUUAA
Molecule: messenger RNA, 2184 nt
Organism: Pipistrellus nathusii (Nathusius's pipistrelle)
Lineage: Eukaryota; Metazoa; Chordata; Mammalia; Chiroptera; Vespertilionidae
Source: the annotation of a GenBank genome assembly